CUCUUUUUCAUUAAACUUGCAUUCCUACAUCUUCUCAUACUUAUGUUAUUAUAUAAAAACGUUAGAUCUUUUAGGUUAUUAUGGGGCAAACCUUAUUCUGCAUGGUGACUUUACUUUUGUUGAAGACAAUCUUCAGCUGUGGACAUGCACAAGAUGCUGAGUUGACUCAUGAGCCCAACUCAACAAUUUUAUGUCAUGGAGAGUCUGUUACCUUCACAUGCAACAUGAAAGAAGGACCUCACUCUAACUGGUAUUAUAAAUUCCACCGAAAUGGUCACCAAAUUGCCUCCAAUCAAGAUAUGUCCAACUUCCUUCAACUUCAUCUAACAACUAACCUGAGUGGGAAUUACCAGUGCACUGGUUACCAUAAGGACUCACCAAGUUUCAUUAAGCAGAGUAACAACAUCACACUUUUUGUAUCAGCCCUCAGGCCCACACCUACUGUGACUGCAGACAGGAAAACCAUUUUAGAAGGUGGGACGUCCAAACUUACCUGUUCAGUUAAAGACUCUGCUGGCUGGAAAUAUGACUGGUUCAUGCAAAACUACUCUGAAGCUCAGAUUAAGAGCAAUGCUGUCAAAAACUCCCUCCGCAUCUACAGCGGAGGCAUCUACUGGUGUAGAGGAAGAAGAGGAAAACCAGAUUUCUUCACAGAGCCAAGUGAAAAAUUCUACAUUGAGAAAAGCUUGUCCAACUGGGCCACAGUUGCUUUGCAACAUAACUGGACCCAGAUAUAUAGAGGUGAGAUGAUAUCCAUGAGGUGUGAGAUUGAAGGAGGAGGAAAGUCUGAGUGGGAGUACGAAUGGAGAACAACAAUCUCAACGACACCAUCAACAGGAUGUACAAUUAAUAUUAGGGCCUCUACUUUGUACAAUGGUGACUUCUGGUGUAAGGGUAGAACCGAUCCAUUUUCAUCAACAAAGUGGAGUCAUGCUUACCAUCUGAGAGUAUCAUAUAAACCAAGGCCCACAAUGAGGGCAGACAAAGGAGUUAUACCAAUUGGGGGCAAUGUAACACUUACCUGCAAUAUUGACAAUCCAACUGAGUGGAAAUACCACUGGUUCAGACACACUGGCAACUUUUCUGAAAUUCAGAUCAUUGGAGAAGGAAAAUCUGAAAAUGUCAUCAGUAUCUCACAUGGAGGUAUUUACUCCUGUCAGGGAGGAAGAGGAAACCCAGUUUACUUCACUGAAGAAAGUAAUGGAAUCACCAUCGAAAAAAGAGUUUCCAACAUGGCUGUUGUUUCUCUGGAGCCUAGCUGGCCUCUGAUCUUCACUGGAGAGAUGAUCACUGUUAGAUGUGAGAUUUCUGGAGGUGAAAAAAAUGAAUGGGUUUAUGAAUGGAGCAAACCUAUAUCAGACACAUUACCAAAACAUAGUGAGAUCAGAAUUGCAAAUGCAUCCGAGACCAGCAGUGGAAACUACAGGUGUUUGGGGAAACACAAGCGGGACACGUAUUCUUCAACACAGUGGAGCAACACUGUAUCAGUCACAGUUUCUGAAGAGAGACCGAAGGCCCAGGUUAUUGCUGAUAGAGACUUUUCACCAGGGAGCAGUGUGACCCUAACUUGCUCUGUUAAACCAUCAUCACAUAGUUGGAAUUACUACUGGUACAGAGAUGAAAACACCUCCAAACUCCUGGAACUGAAUUCGCCUUCAAACGGAGAAAUCAUUAUAUCAGAGAAUGGGAUAUAUUUCUGCAGAGGAGGAAGAGGACAUCCUGUUUACUACACAGAGUACAGUCAUUCUGUUACUAUUGAUAUAACUGACACAAACAUGUCUGCUGUGACUCAGCAACCCAUCUGGCCAGAGAUAUACUAUGGGGAGAAGAUCACUCUGAUAUGUGAGAUCCAGGGACACCAGACAGAUUGGGUUUUUGAAUGGAUGAGAACAAGCAGGGAUGAACCAUGGAUCCAAAAUGAAAUGAACAUUACUUUACUUUUUUCAUUUCACGAGGAGUACUUCUGGUGUAAAGGCAGGAGGAAGAGUGUUCCACAUAUUGUCACUUCAUGGAGUGCCCCCUUUAAAAGCAAACGUGUUAACUGGCAGCCUGUUCCUGUCCUGAGUGUAUCUCCAUCAUGGCUGAGUCCUGGAGCCUCAGUAACUCUGAAGUGUGCGGUUCAACCUCCAUCUACAGGUUGGAGGUUCUACUGGUAUAAAGCUGUUCCUGAUUUAUCACACAAAUAUGGUUUUGCUGGACAUCUACACAGAGGUUUUUACCCCUCUGAAGCCUACCACUUUGAGCUGCUGCCUGAUAGCAUCAAUGGGACUGUUCAGGACUUCUACAUCAUUCAAGGGCAGAAACACACAGUAGGAUAUGCAUGCAGAGCUGGAAGAGGCAACCCAGAGUAUUCCAUGGAUUACAGUAAACCAAAUUUUGUUUGGUCUACAGAUUCUCAUCCAGCAGCGUCUCUCGCAGUCAGUCCUGAUAGAGGGCAACAUUUCACCUCUGAGUUUGUAACACUGAGCUAUGGAAGAAACUCUACUCAGUGGAGAGUGAGGACCUUCAGUCAAGCUAAAUGCUUCACUUUACCUUACAGGCAUAUAUGGCAUGAAAUAAAUGCAUCAACAAAAAUAAUAAGAGCACACUGGACCUGUAGUGCAGUGUACUGGUGUGAAUCUGAAUCAGGGGAGUUCAGCAAUGCAAUCAACAUCACAAUAUAUGAUGAUGAUUUAAUCCUGGUGAACCCUGUACAUCCAGUUAGUGAGGGAGCCUCUGUUACCCUUGGCUGUAAACUGAGGACAGGGAACUUUACAUCUACUGUGGCCUUUUACAAAAAUGAUAAACUUAUCCAAAACACUGUCAGAGGAGAAGUGAAUAUCCCUGCAGUGUCAGCUUCAGAUGAAGGCCUCUACAAGUGUGAACAUUCAGGAAAGGUGUCUCUACAGAGCUGGAUGGCAGUGAAAUCAUCAAGUGCUUCUCGUCCUGUGUCGAUGAUUGUUGGAUUGGUUGUUGGUUUCUCGCUGGCGGUCCUCAUCCUACUGCUGCUGUUUGCAACUUUGACGAACAGGUCAGUGCAACACUUUUUUUUUUUUUUUCGGAGCAGGAUAAUACUGAAAGGUCUUUAUUUUUGUAUGAAGAUGUAUGAGCAAAUGAAUGUGUUUUUAGAUGAAAUGCGUAAAAAAAUAAUGUUAAUUUCUAAUUUAAUUCCUUCAUUAGGCUUACUCGGUGUCAUAGAACCAAUCAAAACUCACCUGCAGCUCUUACUCAUAACCAGGAGGAAACCCAAAAACAAAUAUACUCAUCUCUCCUCCAUGGUGAUGCUGCCAUCUAUGAGUCAAUCAGAAGUCCUGAAAAUCCAGUCAAUGAUCAAUAAAAAGGCCUGUCAUCUUAAAGAAGAAACAAAAAACCUGGAGAAAAACAGAAGAAAAUUAUCUUCAACAAGAUAUCUGUGUUAAUUAAAACCUUUUUAAUUUUUUAACCUUUUUUUUGUUUUAACAUCACACGAUUAACCAGCUGAACAAAGACAUAACGGACACUCUUUUGAGAGUUAUCUGUCACUUACUGAUGACCGUUAACUGUCCUAUACAGACAGUUAACUGUAUGAAUGCUAUACCUGUCUUACUUGUGUUGUAUUGCUUCCAGUUUCAUUAUGUUACUGUAAUGUAAAGAGUGGGCGCCAAGACUCCAAAUAGAUUUUAAAUAAGAUCAGCUUUGAUGUAGCAUUAAAAGCAUUUUAUUAUCUGCGUUUCGAAACACACUGUAAGAACUUUUCUGAAUACCCUUCCAAAGUUUUCAUAAAGUCUUCUCAUUCAUGCAUAUCACAGUUUUUUAUUGAAAUGUUUUCUAUUUAUAUUUCAAUAAUAUAUUCUAAAAAUUAUAUACGUAAAUACGUAGGAUCUAGCUCUGCAACAUCGCUAAUUACUAGCCUCCUCACAGUUUUGUUUCGGCAUCUUUGAGUACCUACUCGGAUCCUAGUCCAGCUAGAUAAAGUCUGUGUUGUGAAACCCUGCAUAUUUUGUAUAUUUAUGCAUUAUAAGAGAAAAAAGUAUUACGCUAUAGUUCAAUUAAAAGCAAAUUUUUCUUUUCA
Messenger RNA from Girardinichthys multiradiatus, 4030 nucleotides. RefSeq lists its product as uncharacterized. Gene Ontology annotation, biological process: cell surface receptor signaling pathway. NCBI's taxonomy places the organism in Eukaryota, Metazoa, Chordata, Actinopteri, Cyprinodontiformes, Goodeidae. The record is from RefSeq and is a predicted model, not a curated record. Gene Ontology annotation, molecular function: transmembrane signaling receptor activity. The transcript is spliced from 16 exons. Bases 81 to 3398 code for a protein of 1105 amino acids.